This is a messenger RNA of Penaeus vannamei (Pacific white shrimp), 2186 nucleotides long. RefSeq lists its product as uncharacterized. NCBI's taxonomy places the organism in Eukaryota, Metazoa, Arthropoda, Malacostraca, Decapoda, Penaeidae. The record is from RefSeq and is a predicted model, not a curated record.
CGUGUUCGUAUCAGCGCGGGGGCUGCGACAUCCGCUUCGUUUCCGAGAAAGUGUUCGCUGGCCAGGAUGGGGACCGGCCAGUCGCUUUCCUGGCUUCCAUCUUCGCUCUCCUCCUCCUCUUCGCUCCUCCCGCACGAUGGCCAACGAUCAGAAGCUGCGCUGGUUCCCCUGGGGCAUCCUGCUGGUGCUGCUUCCGGCGGCGACGAUGGGCGCCGAGGACCCCGCGCCCUGCACCCAGAUGCGGGGCGAGUGCCGUCUGAAGACUCAGCUGCAACGUUUAGGCGACGACUUCUUCACGCAUCUCAAUGUAUCCUGCUACUGCAAGCACGGGGAGGAUAUAUCCGAGGACCUGCAGGCUCUGCUUUCGGUCAAAUGUUCCUGGUUGCCGUCGAGACCUCACAUGAAGGUCAACAGCUCGACAAUCCAUGUUGUUGGGUGCAGCGUUCAGUCAGAAAUGUUUCCUCUGGGGAUCCUGCAACUGGCGCGUCGGACUGACAACUUAGAGAUCCUAGUAAAGGAUUCCCCUAAACUACGACUGGCUCCUGUGUCGAAAGCUGAAAACACUGUGCCCAGGAUUUCUGCCAGUUUCAUUAACAGCAACCUGAGCGGUCUACCCGAGGGAUGGGUGACAGGCGGGAAGGAGGUCGAGCUCGUCUUCAAGGAUUCCGAAGUGUCAAUCAUCGAGUCCCGAGCUAUGGCUGGGUAUGCGGAAGAUGCCCAAGUCCAGGUCACGUUCGACAACACCAACAUUUUAACCGUUCAGAUGGUGGCCUUUGAACUCCCCAAGAACAGCUUCAUGAGGCUGGAAAACUGCCAAAUCGUGAAUUGGAAACGCUCAGGAUACACCGGAGGCUCUGAGCUGCGCCUGGAAAGAGUUCGUCUUGGAAUAGUCCUCACCAAUGCCAUCGACAUCGGCAGCCUCAGUGUCUUUACCAUGUCCGACUGCAACGUGGCGGCUAUAUAUGAUGGGGCUCUGGCCUACCAAAGCGCUUUGAAAAGGGGAGAAAAUAACAAGAAAGCCGUAAUCACCAAUAACAAAUUCAUCGAGGCGAGUGGAGGAGCUCUAUCGCGUCUCUGCAACUUCGAUACACUGGACUUCCACAACAACACCUUUGUCAAUAUUACGAAUCCUCCUCUUCGGCUUCACAGUCCUGGUUGCCAUGCUGACAGACAGUGGGACAAGGUCGUCAGCAGGACAGGACUCAGCUGCAUGAGGUGCGAAGACUUUGUCGAACCGGAUACUCAGAGUUGUGCCAUCUACAAAAGCUCCCACUGCAUAUCAUGCACGGAACACCUGGACGACUGUAACAUCGAUGUCCUGCCCUACCUGGUGCUGAACAAGUGUCCCAGUUCGCAUCCCGCGUUGGUCGAGUCCCUGCAGAAAGCUUGCGACUUCCGAGCUGAAGUGACCGCCCCCCAGGCCAGGUCUCUGGACGCGGGCGUGGCCACCGCUGCACCGACGGCCCUGGCGAUCGUGGCUGGGCUGGUCCUGUCUGUGCUGCUUGAAGGAAAGGACAGCGGUUAGGAGGAAAGGCUACAACGGUUAAGGAAGGAAAGGCUACAGCGGUUAAGGGACUGACUGCGGGUCGACCAAAGGCACGACUGAUUCGGAAGGAGCGAGAGGAAUAUGUUAGUAAUGGCGCACUUUUGACUCUGCAGUUAAGUCUAUUUCUACGAAUGACACAGAAAAGCAUAGUGUAAUCCCUCUGUGAGAAAGGAAACACGUGAAGGUACUUUCACGACACGGGAGCAAUUCGUGUAGAUUAAAUGCACACGAAUAUACACUUCCCGAAUGAUUUCAAAGAGCAAGUGAUACCCAUCGUACGAGGUGGAAAGUGCCUGACAACCGAUACCCUAAACCAAUGUAAGGCGGGCAGUGUGGUCCCGAUUUCCAGCCCGAGCACGUCGGCGUAACGGAAAUAACCGCCUGCACGCGUCGAAGGCCAGAGGGCGCUUGGACGGCUCGGAAAACCUGCGUCGACGUUCAAACAGACUUUUGGUUCUUUUGUCCUUUGCUCAAAAUAGGAUAAGGACCACUCAUUAUACAGGCCUAUAUUCAUACGUACAUAAACACAUAUACACGCUUAUAUAUACAUAUAUACAAAUACACAUACAAAUAUAAAAAAUGUAUAUAUUGUAUAAACAAGUUACAAAAAUAUGCAUUGUGUAAUUCAUAGUCGAUAAGC